UUUUUACAUGAAACUUGAUUGUGAGGGGAAAUGUAUAUUUAUGAAACAUCUAGGUGUUCAACAGAAUAUACCUACCUAAAUCCUUUGCUCUUCUUCUCUAUAAAUAUUCCUCAAAGCCUUAGUCCUCACUCCUCUAAAGUCUCACUCAAAUCUCAGUCCAAUAUAACUCAACCACCCAAAUGGAACAUCACCAACAAGGCCUCGCCCUCCACAAUGACCAUCCGGAGCCAACCUAUCGCGGCGUCCGCAGGCGCAAAUGGGGCAAAUGGGUGUCUGAAAUUCGGCAACCGGGGACCAAAGCAAGAAUUUGGCUUGGCAGCUAUGAGACACCGGAAAUGGCAGCUGCAGCCUAUGACGUUGCUGCAUUGCACCUGAGAGGACGCGCAGCUCACCUCAACUUUCCCGAGCUGGUCGACAGCCUCCCUCGGCCGGCGAGUUCCUCCUCUGAAGACAUUCAAAUAGCGGCUCAACAGGCGGCUCUUAGGUUCAGAAGAUCACCCAAUGAAGGCGGCGAAGGUGUCAGUGAAGUUGAAAGUAAUAAUUUAGGGCCAGUUAGAAUUGGACUGUCGCCGAGUCAGAUACAAGCUAUCAAUGAAUCACCAUUGGAUUCGCCCAAGAUGUGGAUGGAGUUGGGAGCGGGGACGUUCUCGUUAGGUGAGGGAGGGUUUUCUGAAAGUUUUCAAAGUUUUAGUGGUGAAUGGGAAGAGGAUCAAGAUAUGCAGCUCGUCGAAUCUAUAUGGGAUUAUUAAUUAAUUAAUUAAUUAAUCAUAAAUCAAAACAUUUAGGUCGAAAACAUAUUAAUUAGUUGAAUUAUUGAAUAUUCAUAUCAAUUAUUCAUCCCAAAGGGGUGAAAUAAAUUUAAAAAAAUGAUUUAUUUCUGAGUCAAUUGAAAUUGAUGAGUUAAUUUUUUUUCGAACUCAUUUAGUGUGUAAAAGAUGCUCAAUUUUGUUGGGUACUACUGCUAUUGAGAACAGUGCAAGAAAAUGUGCAGCUGUUUCAAAAUUCUUUAUGUAUAAUGAAAGUACAUUUAUUUAUUUA
This is a messenger RNA of Mangifera indica (mango), 1038 nucleotides long. RefSeq names its product ethylene-responsive transcription factor ERF022-like. The record is from RefSeq and is a predicted model, not a curated record. Gene Ontology annotation, molecular function: DNA-binding transcription factor activity; DNA binding. The coding region runs from base 180 to 749 and encodes 189 amino acids. NCBI's taxonomy places the organism in Eukaryota, Viridiplantae, Streptophyta, Magnoliopsida, Sapindales, Anacardiaceae. The transcript has a single exon. Gene Ontology annotation, biological process: regulation of DNA-templated transcription.